This is a messenger RNA of Exaiptasia diaphana, 569 nucleotides long. RefSeq lists its product as uncharacterized. The record is from RefSeq and is a predicted model, not a curated record. The transcript has 4 exons. NCBI's taxonomy places the organism in Eukaryota, Metazoa, Cnidaria, Anthozoa, Actiniaria, Aiptasiidae. The coding region runs from base 129 to 551 and encodes 140 amino acids.
UAUAUAAAGGCGACCAUGACUAUACAGCAUUCAAACUGAUCUUAGAUCUCGUGCUAGCAAUUACGAUUACACGWCAAAAGCAAAAUUCCUUCGUGAAGCUAUUAUUUAUUGAAUAUUCAUUGAGAAAAAUGGCGUCUAACAGAUGUGUUACUCAGAUGUUCCUUCGUUCACAGAUCCAAGGCUCGAAGCUCACUUCUUCUAUGCUGCCCAAGUCGUUCGUAGAAGAUGUGGAUYGUCGUUUCGAAUGUGAUGGUGUCACACUGCUUCUGCGAAGACUGCAAGAAAUUCUCGAUCACGUCGAAGAGAAAUUCAACGUUGAUUCUUGCUCUAAAUACUUUGAUGAGCUCUUCACUACCCUUGAGUCGGAAAGCCAAAUGGUAGCUGAAUUAGCUGGUGAUCUUCCUUCUAAAUCCGGUCUAUCGUCUCAAAAGAAACUCACUGUUGGCAAAGUGAUCGAUUUAUUCGGUGGAGUGGAGAUGAUUGUACGUUAUUUAUUUGUCCCUUCAAAUGUCACUGUUCGAGCAAGAACAAGAGUUGGUAGAAGUGAGUAAAUAACAUACAUCUAUGAA